This is a messenger RNA of Drosophila kikkawai, 2009 nucleotides long. RefSeq names its product E3 SUMO-protein ligase RanBP2-like. Gene Ontology annotation, biological process: intracellular transport. Lineage: Eukaryota; Metazoa; Arthropoda; Insecta; Diptera; Drosophilidae. The record is from RefSeq and is a predicted model, not a curated record. Gene Ontology annotation, molecular function: protein binding; GTPase activator activity. Gene Ontology annotation, cellular component: cytoplasm; nuclear pore.
AUGUUUUCUUACAGAUUUAAUAUAUAGAAAAAGAAGCGAAACAACAAAAUAAACUUUAAAGCAAAUAGGAACUGGGAAAAAAACAAACAAGCAUUCAAGCGUUUAAGUGUAUAACUAAACUAAAAACAAACAAAAACCACAAUUUAACAUUUUAUUGAAAAAAAAAGAAAACAUAAAAAAACAAACAAAGAACUAAAGAAAUAAAAACAAAUUGCAUUUUUCCCCUUUUCAAAAUUACUCAACGGCUUUUCUGGUAAUUAAUCGAUUAAAAUUAUUAGCUAAUCGUAUGAUUAGGUGGUGGGUUUGUGCAAGUACUGAGGAUUUUAUACCUUUUUAGAUGGCAACAUGCUCCUUCUUGUCAAUGGAAUAAGUUGACAUGUUUAAGAUAGUACUAACUUUGACAAGAACAUGUUCAUGCUUGAAUUAAACUCUAUUGUGGUCCUUGUCAUUGAGAAUCAGCUGUUUUGCUGCUUCCAUCUGGCAGCGCUUUACUUUCUGCUCGAUCUGGCAACUCUAAAGCUUCCGUUCCCUUUCUGCUUCGUGGCGCGUGGUGCAAGUUAUCCGUAUCGAUCGGCCUUGCUGGAGAGCUUCAGGUGCAAACCUAUUACGCCCGCAGAGGAAUAGCCCAACAUCGAUCUCGCUGAUCAUGGCCGCCAACGUGCGCAUGUAUUUGAACGAUCGUAUCCAGAAGAUCCUGGGCGAUCUGCCUCAGCACCUGCACGCUUCGAAGGGUUACACGGUGGCCAAGCUAUACUACAAGGUCAAGGAGUACGACAUGGCCAUAGGGUUUCUGCAGCUCUACUUCCACGAGAAGGAGGACGCGAUGGCACACGAGCUGAUGGCCAACUGUUACAGGCGUCGGAAGACUGCCAAUUUCCCCAAGGCACUGGAACAUUUUCAGCGAUCAAUCGAGAUGGACUGCCAGCAGUCAAUGGUCACCAGCACAGCCAACUACGGCCUGGAUCUGGCCACCGUCGCCAAGCGCAAGCAUUUAAUGAAGCUGAAGGAAAAAGUAAAUGAGCUGGAACAGUUGCAGGCUCUGGAAACAAAAGGGAUAAAAGCCUUGUCCAAGGACCUAAGAUCACUGCGCAAUCAAUUUAGAAAUUCAGAAUUCAAAACAGAAAGCAAACCCUUGGCCUUCGAUCACCAAUCCGACUUGCAGGCUCUCAACUCGCUCGAUGCGAUGGAGAUGGAGCAGGGGCCGGCCAAGAGCCUCGAGGUGGCUGCCGUCCCGCAGGAUACAUUCUCAGUCGACACCCAAUCUAGCACCGGCCAGGAGGGGGAGGAGAUCAAGUUCUGCCACCUGGCCGCGCUCUUCCGGAAUGUGGACCAGGAAUCGAUCGAUCUCAGCCUGGGGUUCAUCAAGAUCUUGCGCAACAGCACCACUGGCGUUUCACGCGUCUUCAUGCGUUGCGCUGAAACCGAUCAGCUUUUCGCCAAUCACCAGAUCAUGGCGGACAUGACCCUCUUCCAGGACGAACAGGACGAAGAAAAGAAAUCGCUCUCGUGGAUGGCGUACCACGUAGUGGAUGGGCUGCCAACAAUGGCCCAGUUCCGGGUGCGGCUCGUGGAUCCAGCAAAAGCGGAGACCUUCCGGCUUGCCUUUGCCAGAGCUAACGAAGAGGCCAAGGAGCAGGAAGCCAGCGACUCUCUCACCUUCUGGGCUGCACUUGUUUCUAGGAAGGGAUUAGGCUCCUUGCGGGCUAAGGACGGGGCCAAAGCGGAGCAGGAGCAACGUCCAACGCCCGUCUCUCAGACCGAGACAAAGGUGGCCAAGGAGCAGAUGGAGCAGGCCUCUGGCCUGCAGAGAUGAAGCUGGAGAAGCGACCAGCUGGGAUGACAGACCUCAACCCGAUGGCAGUGGAGGACGGUGGUCGGAUCUUGGCUCCGGGCUAGUUGAAACCCUGCAGCAGGCGUAAACAAUUAAAAUAUUUAAAAAUAAAAUUUAAAUAUGUAAAUUUAAUUUAAGGAACACACAAAUAUAAGUCAAUAAAAGAAGGUGAAAUCAA